AUGGAUUCACUGUCUUCUGUUGUUGGCGCUUAUGUGACCUGGGAUGUCAAAAUUCUACUUUUCUUCAUUGCAAUGUUUAUCCUCACUAUAGAUUAUAUUAAGAACCGCCAGCCAGCCAGCUUCCCUCCAGGACCAUGGGCUCUACCUAUCGUUGGCAACAUCUUCUCUGUAGACCACAGCAGGACCCAUGAGAGUAUGACACAGUUAUCAGGGAAAUAUGGAGAUGUGUUCAGCCUGAGAAUGGGUCAGAAGUGGAUGGUGGUCUUGAAUGGCUUUGGGGUUCUGAAAGAAGCUCUUGUAAAUCAGGGGGGCAGUUUUUCUGACCGUCCACCCCUCCCUCUGUAUAUGGACAUGUCCAAUGGUCUAGGUGUUGUUUUAAGUAAUGGACACUUGUGGAAGCAGCAGAGACGUUUUGCUCUUUCAACCCUCAGAAAUUUUGGACUUGGCAAGAAGACACUUGAGCCUGUGAUUCUUGAUGAAUUAACAUAUUGUUUAAAGAAAUUAAAGAGCUAUGAAGGUAAGCCCUUCAAUCCCCACCUCCACAUAAACAACGCUGUCUCCAACAUUAUCUGCUCCAUGGUUUUCGGGCAUCGCUUUGCAUACACUGAUAAGAAGUUCAGGACGCUGAUAGGCGACUUCCAAAAAUUUUUUGUGAGUCAGACAUCAAUUUGGGCACAGUUUUACAACUCAUUCCCUAAGCUGAUGAGAUACAUACCAGGGCAACAUCAGACAUUCCUGAAGGUUUCUAGUGAUAUAAAGGACUUCAUAAGAGAAGAGCUUAAGGAUCACAAGCAGCACUGGGAUCCCUCAGACCAAAGGGACUACAUCGACUGCUACCUGAAUGAGAUAGAGAUGAACAAGGGGAGGAAUGACAGCACUUUUGAUGAAGAGAACUUGGUAGAAUGUGUCUUGGAUCUUUUCUUGGCUGGUUCUGAGACCACAUCCACCACCCUCCGCUGGGCUUUCCUCCACAUGGCAAAGUACCCUGAGAUCCAGACAAAAGUCCAGGCUGAAAUAGACAGAGUUAUUGGACAGUCCAGGCCACCAUCAAUGGAAGAUCGUGUAAACCUGCCCUAUACUGAAGCAGUCAUCCAUGAGGUCCAGAGGAUGAGCAACAUAGUUCCUCUCAAUUUGCCACAUAUGACCAACAAAGAUGUCCAGCUGAGAGGCUACACUAUCCCAAAGGGGAUUACAGUCAUUCCCAAUUUGACCACGGCCCUAUUUGACAAGAAUGAAUGGGAGACACCCUUCACCUUCAACCCCAGACACUUUCUGAAUGAGGAGGGCAAGUUUGUGAAGCAGGCUGCUUUCAUCCCUUUCUCUGCAGGAAAGCGGCUGUGUCUUGGUGAGAACCUGGCAAAGAUGGAGCUUUUUCUUUUUUUCACCUCAUUCAUGCAGCACUUCACCUUUUCCAUGCCUGCUGGGGUGAAACCAGUGCUGGACUUCAUCUAUGGGAUCACUCUGGCUCCAUGUCAUUAUGAAAUCUGUGCAACGCCACGCAUGUAGAAGCUGUGAUUGACAAAGAAUCCCCAAAAGCAAUAGUCUCAUUUCUUUGGUAUCACUGAAGGGUUUAAAGACCAUUUACAAACUGAUAUUUUCCUUAUAUUUUGGAUCAAAUUAUUCGCAGAGCCCCUGCUAAUACCCCUUUAAAGGAGUAAGUGUGUUAUAACUUUCCCUUUCUGAGUUUUGUUGUGCACCUUCACUGUCCAGGUGGGCUUUAAAACAUAGUUUUAAAUCUAGUUUUUUUUUUUUCUACCUUCGCUCAAGCUGGAAUUUUAUUCUUUAAACUCAUAUUUAAAAUCAAGAAAUUAAUGAUUUGUCUUCUGUUUUCCUUGGAAAAUUAGCUCAAUUUCAAUCCCCUUCUUUGGCCUUUUGGUCUGCCAUAAACUUUAAUAAUGAUAGAUUUAAAGCACUGGUUUGUACUGUGACCCUGAAUCCCUUUAAUGUCAUUUUAAUUUACUUUUUAAAUUGCGCUGUCUCAUAAAGCUCAAUAAUGGUUGUUUUUAUAAAUGUGUUUUCUGAUGUGAUUGAAGUGACUUGUGUAGUUUGGUGAUUAAAGAUACUUGGCAAGGUCUUGUUCUCAUUAUAACAUUAAAUUCUCAAACAGACUCACAAACGGAGAUUCUGGUAAUGUUCAGUUGACAUUAUUGUCAGUGUAACAUAAAAAUAUCUGCUCCCUUUUGCAGCAG
Molecule: messenger RNA, 2189 nt
Organism: Cheilinus undulatus (humphead wrasse)
Lineage: Eukaryota; Metazoa; Chordata; Actinopteri; Labriformes; Labridae
Product: cytochrome P450 2J6-like
Exons: 9
Coding region: 1-1506 (501 amino acids)
Biological process (GO): xenobiotic metabolic process
Cellular component (GO): cytoplasm; intracellular membrane-bounded organelle
Molecular function (GO): oxidoreductase activity, acting on paired donors, with incorporation or reduction of molecular oxygen, reduced flavin or flavoprotein as one donor, and incorporation of one atom of oxygen; iron ion binding; heme binding
Source: RefSeq, a predicted model, not a curated record